AUGGCUCUCAGCUUCAGAACAAGCCGUCAUGCCUCCAAAUUGGCCCAGGUGUCGCGCCCCCUCUUUUCGGCCCGACGCUAUGCGACCGCAGAGCCGGAUUUGAAAACCACCCUGAAAGAAGUCAUCCCAGCUAAACGGGAGCUUCUGAAGCAGGUCAAGGCUCAAAGCGAUGAAGUUAUCGGAGAGGUCAAGGUCGGUAACGUCAUUGGUGGCAUGCGCGGGCUCAAGGCCAUGCUAUGGGAGGGCUCUGUGCUCGACGCCGACGAGGGUAUCCGCUUCCACGGAAAGACGAUCAAAGACUGCCAGAAGGAGCUUCCCAAGGGUACAUCAGGAACCGAGAUGCUCCCCGAGGCCAUGUUCUGGCUCCUCCUUACCGGCCAGGUCCCCUCGACCGCACAGGUGCGCGCCUUCUCCAAGGAGCUCGCGGAGAAGUCACACGUACCCCCUCACAUUCUUGACUUGAUCAAGUCUUUCCCUAAGUCCAUGCACCCGAUGACUCAGUUGUCCAUUGCGGUCGCCGCACUCAACACCGAGUCUGAGUUCGCUCAGGCCUAUGAGAAGGGUCUUAACAAGGCGGACUACUGGGAGCCUACUUUCGAUGACAGCAUCUCGCUGCUAGCCAAAAUUCCCCGUGUCGCCGCACUCGUAUUCCGACCCGAUGAGGUUGAUCUUGUUGGGAGCCAGAAGCUUGAUGUGUCUCAGGAUUGGUCAUACAACUUUGCUGAAUUGCUGGGUAAGGGUGGCUCGGAGCAUGAGGACUUCCAUGACCUGCUCCGUCUCUACCUGGCUCUGCACGGUGACCAUGAGGGUGGCAAUGUCUCCGCUCACGCCACUCACUUGGUUGGAAGCGCCCUGAGCGAUCCCUUCCUUAGCUACAGCGCUGGUUUGUUGGGUCUGGCUGGUCCACUGCACGGACUGGCAGCCCAGGAGGUCCUGCGCUGGAUUCUGGCGAUGCAGGAGAAGAUUGGCACCAAUUUCACUGACGAGGAUGUCCGAACCUACCUCUGGAACACCCUUAAGUCUGGCCGCGUCGUUCCCGGCUAUGGACAUGGUGUUCUCCGCAAGCCAGAUCCGCGUUUUGAGGCUUUGAUGGACUUUGCUGCUACUCGCCCUGAUGUCCUUGCUAACCCGGUGUUCCAAUUGGUCAAGAAGAACUCUGAGAUUGCUCCCGGUGUCCUGACUGAGCAUGGCAAGACUAAGAACCCCCACCCCAAUGUCGAUGCCGCCUCUGGUGUGCUGUUCCACCACUACGGCUUCCAGCAACCCCUGUACUACACUGUGACCUUUGGUGUGAGUCGUGCUCUUGGACCUCUUGUCCAAUUGAUCUGGGACCGUGCUCUGGGAAUGCCCAUUGAGCGUCCCAAGAGUAUCAACCUUUUGGGUCUCUUGAAGAAAUAA
Messenger RNA from Penicillium odoratum, 1398 nucleotides. RefSeq names its product putative citrate synthase Cit1 (gene mcsA). The record is from RefSeq and is a predicted model, not a curated record. Gene Ontology annotation, molecular function: 2-methylcitrate synthase activity. The transcript has 3 exons. The coding region runs from base 1 to 1398 and encodes 465 amino acids. Gene Ontology annotation, biological process: tricarboxylic acid cycle; carbohydrate metabolic process. Gene Ontology annotation, cellular component: mitochondrial matrix. NCBI's taxonomy places the organism in Eukaryota, Fungi, Ascomycota, Eurotiomycetes, Eurotiales, Aspergillaceae.